Molecule: messenger RNA, 2431 nt
Organism: Gracilinanus agilis (Agile Gracile Mouse Opossum)
Lineage: Eukaryota; Metazoa; Chordata; Mammalia; Didelphimorphia; Didelphidae
Gene: IST1
Product: IST1 factor associated with ESCRT-III
Exons: 10
Coding region: 89-1189 (366 amino acids)
Biological process (GO): protein transport
Source: RefSeq, a predicted model, not a curated record
CGCCAUUUUGGACGUUGGUCUGCUACUUCCUCUUCUGUGUCGCUGCCACAGCUGUUCCCCAUCCGCUGUUGGUCCGGAAAGAAAAAUCAUGCUAGGCUCUGGGUUCAAGGCUGAACGUUUAAGAGUCAACUUGCGUCUUGUCAUUAAUCGCCUCAAACUGCUGGAAAAAAAGAAAACGGAACUGGCCCAGAAAGCAAGGAAGGAGAUUGCAGACUAUCUAGCAGCUGGGAAGGAUGAACGGGCCAGGAUUCGCGUGGAGCAUAUCAUUCGAGAAGAUUAUCUUGUGGAGGCCAUGGAGAUACUAGAACUCUACUGUGAUCUGCUCUUAGCCCGAUUUGGCCUGAUCCAGUCCAUGAAGGAACUAGAUUCCGGUCUGGCUGAAUCUGUGUCCACAUUGAUCUGGGCUGCUCCUCGACUCCAGUCUGAAGUGGCUGAGUUGAAAAUAGUUGCAGAUCAGCUUUGUGCCAAGUAUAGCAAGGAAUAUGGCAAGCUAUGUAGGACCAACCAGAUUGGAACUGUGAAUGACAGGCUAAUGCACAAAUUGAGUGUGGAAGCCCCACCCAAAAUUUUGGUAGAGAGAUACCUGAUUGAAAUAGCUAAAAAUUACAAUGUUCCUUAUGAACCUGACUCUGUGGUCAUGGCAGAAGCUCCUCCUGGAGUUGAUACAGACCUUAUUGAUGUUGGAUUCACAGAAGAUGUGAAAAAAGGCGGGCAUGGAAGAGGAGGUGGAGGUGGUGGAUUCACCGCACCAGUUGGUCCAGAUGGAACAGUGCCCAUGCCCAUGCCUAUGCCUAUGCCCAUGCCAUCACCAAGUUCUCCUUUCUCAUAUCCACCUCCAAAAGGACCAUCGGAUUUCAAUGGAUUGCCAAUUGGGACUUAUCAGCCCUUUCCCAAUAUCCAUCCACCUCAGAUACCAGCAACUCCCCCAACAUAUGAAUCUGUUGAUGAUAUUAAUGCUGAUAAGAAUAUUCCUUCUGCGCAGGUUGUUGGUCCUGGCCCCAAGCCAGAAGCUCCUGCAAGACCCACCUUGAAAACUACAGACACCUUUGACAACUUUGUGUUGCCUGAGUUGCCAUCUGUCCCAGACACACUACCAACCACAUCUGCUGGUGCCAACACCUCUGCAUCUGAGGAUAUUGACUUCGAUGAUCUCUCUCGGAGAUUUGAAGAGCUGAAGAAGAAAACAUAGACCUUUUGGGGGCUGCACUACUCCAGUAUGUGGGAUUUGGGACUGAGCAGUUCUCUUCUUGUAAUGAAGAUUCCCAUAGAAAUCUGUUUCCUAUAUUAACGAAUGCUCUCUUCCUCUUGAACUCUUUUCCUGCUGUACCAAAUUCUGCUGCUUUUCAGCUCUUCAUGACUUCAGGAGGCUAAUAACUAUUGGGGAUCUUAUAAGAACAAUAGAGGAACAACUCCUGCAGGUGUGGAUUGUUCCUUAAAAUACACUUUGUCAGUCCCCUAUUAGUGUGGUUACAGAUUUUGUCCUUGACUAUUAUUCUGAAGCACCUCCACAGGGAAAAAGGAAAGGGAAAACACUGUGGGAGUCAGGUUGUGCUGGACCAUGGGGAAGAGGGUAUUAUGAGGCUUUUCAUCCCUCGGCCAAGGACCCAGACUCUUUGUAAAAGGACAUUUCAGUGGGUGAGAAAUAGGGGGAAGGUGAGUAUUUCUCACUUCCUCAGGUAGAAGUGGAGGAGAAGACAUUGGGAACUAUAGUAAUUGUUGCUGGAAGCUGGGCAAUUUCAUUGCAUAUAUACUAUUCCUGGCUACGGGAUGCUCUCUUGCACCUGGAUCUAGUUGCAAAGAUUUUCUGGAAAAGUUGAUGGCUUCUCUUAGUUCUGCUGGAUUCUCAGGGAGCCCUCCGUGGCCUUUUACACACUUUUGUUUGAGUGCUGGGUUUCUCUUUCACAAGGGCCAGUGCUACAGUUUCCUGCUUUUUUCCAUAUCAUAUUCUGUUGGAAGUUGUUUGUCUUUUCUUCUUGAGUGUACUACUGGCACCUGAAUGACUGUUCAUAGGCGAGACAGAAAAUGCCUUUUCAAGGGUUCUAGCUGCCUUAAUACAUGCAUUCAAGUCUCUCUUAGUGAGGGAGCUGGAAGGUCCACUGCGAAUAAGAGGGAAAUCUAUUUUUAUUUGAAUACUUUAAGAUGACAUGGAACUUUCAGUAAUUUAAUCAGAAAACUUUGGUGCCCAAGAGUGUAGUUGUUCUCUGCUUUCCCUGAAUAGGCAGGUGGAGACUGACAUCCCAAUUUUUAACUUCUUUUUCUUCCUGUUAGCCAAUGUCACUCUCCCUAGGGGAAGGCCUCCUGUAUCAACUAUGUGACUGGUCUUCUUUUCUGUGUAAUAUAUUUGUAAAGAAGUUUCAAACAGCUUUUCUUUAAUUUUUGGAUUGAUUUGUGUCAUAGAGAUUAGUAGUUCCUAAUAAAGGUAAUGAUUCCA